Molecule: messenger RNA, 4721 nt
Organism: Archocentrus centrarchus (flier cichlid)
Lineage: Eukaryota; Metazoa; Chordata; Actinopteri; Cichliformes; Cichlidae
Gene: g3bp2a
Product: G3BP stress granule assembly factor 2a
Exons: 13
Coding region: 242-1768 (508 amino acids)
Cellular component (GO): ribonucleoprotein complex; cytosol
Molecular function (GO): mRNA binding
Source: RefSeq, a predicted model, not a curated record
CAGCCCCAGAUUGCAGGGGUAAAACAAUAAAUCGAAGCUAUCGCUUUAAAUCUUUAAUCUCUGGUAGAGCAGAGAUCAUAAACUGUCAGUGGGAGCAGCGUGGGAAAUCACACAGUAUCUCACCUGGGAUUGUCUGUAAUUCAGAACCCUUCACAGUCGAUUACUCCUAAUUAUUUAUUACAAUCCAUUCUGUCUACAUAGAUAGGUCUUUCACAAGCACUUAAUAUUGUUUACCAAAGAAAUGGUGAUGGAGAAGCCAAGUCCCCUGCUUGUAGGGCGGGAGUUUGUGAGGCAGUAUUACACACUCUUAAACAAGGCACCAGACUUCCUGCACAGGUUUUAUGGGAGGAAUUCUUCCUAUGUUCAUGGAGGGCUGGACCCAAGUGGAAAGCUGGCGGAAGCAGUGUAUGGGCAAGCGGAAAUCCACAAGAAAGUCAUGUCUCUGCAGUUUAGUGAAUGCCACACAAAGAUCAGGCAUGUGGAUGCUCACGCCACACUGAGUGAUGGAGUGGUGGUACAAGUCCUUGGAGAACUGUCAAACAAUGGUCAACCCAUGAGGAAGUUCAUGCAAACAUUUGUGCUUGCUCCAGAGGGUUCAGUGGCAAACAAGUUCUAUGUCCACAAUGACAUCUUCUGUUAUGAGGAUGAAGUUUUUGGAGACUCUGAAGCUGAGCUUGAUGAGGAAUCAGAGGAGGAAGUUGAAGAGGAGCCAGAGGAGAGGCAGCCUUCCCCUGAGCCACUUCAGGAAAGCCCAAACAGCAGCACCUAUUAUGAACCUCACCCUGUCAGCAAUGGAGUAGAGGAACCCAUGGAAGAGCCAGCUCCAGAACCAGAGCCAGAGCCUGAACCAGAACCCAAAGUAGAGGAGAUAAAGCCUGAUGUUGAUGAGAAGGUUCUUGAAGAGAUGGAGGAGAAGGCACCUUCACCAGUCCCUGUGGAGUCUCCACCAAACACCCAGGAGCCUCCCAAGCCUUUCUCCUGGGCCUUGGUGACCAGUAAAAACUUGCCUCCUACCGGCACAGUCACCUCCUCUGGAAUCUCACCCCAUGUUGUUAAAGCUCCAAGCUCACAGCCCAGAGCUGAUGCAAAGCCAGAGACACAGACGGCACCUCUUCGCCCCAGAGACCAGCGCACUCGUGACAGACCGGGCUUCACUCCGCGGGGUCCCAGACCUGAUGGCGUUGCAUCUUCGGAUUCUCAAGCGGGAAAACAGCACUUGAGUUUUGUGAACAAAGGUGGCAGGGGCGAUGCAGAGUCUGGUGACAUGGACAGCAGGCGGAUCGUUAGGUACCCUGACAGCCACCAGCUUUUUGUUGGCAACCUCCCACAUGACAUCGAUGAGAACGAACUCAAAGAGUUCUUUAUGACAUAUGGAAAUGUGGUGGAACUGCGAAUCAACACCAAGGGUGUUGGCGGGAAGUUGCCCAACUUUGGAUUUGUGGUCUUUGACGACUCUGAACCUGUGCAAAGAAUCCUGGGGGCCAAGGUAGAAGGGCCCAUCAUGUUCCGAAGCGAGGUGCGUCUGAAUGUGGAGGAGAAGAAGACGAGAGCAGUGCGCGAACGAGAGACCCGCGGGGGAGACGACCGUCGGGACAUGAGGCGUAACGAUCGGGGUGCUGGAGGUUCACGAGGUGUCGUAGGAAGCGGGAUGAUGCGUGAUGGGAGGGGACCGCCACCUCGUGGUGGCAUGGCCCCCAAACCUGGCAUGGGCUCUGGAAGAGGCUCCAGUGGCCAGGGAGAGGGUCGCUUCACAACCCCACGCCGCUGAGGAGAGCAACCCCUGCGGUGUGGAAGUAGUAUCGUGUUCUCCAUCUUCAGUCGUUCUUGUUAACGCAAAGAAAUCUUCAUGUAUAAAAGUAUAUAUUUGAGGUUUUUUUUUUUUUUUUGGUUUUUUUUUUUGUUUUGUUUUUUUUGUUUAAUUUUAUUUUUUUGUUCCCUCUUUGCUUUGGAAUGUGACACAGCCUGUCAACCAUUUAUUUGUGAAAUAGACAAAAACAAAAUAAGCAAACAAAAAAUGUCGCUUAUUAGUUGUGGGUUGAGCAUCCUUUUGGGGUAGCUCAAGACUUUAAUUUGUAAAUUCGUGAAAAAAAAAGGCAAACCAACCAGGAGAAAUCUGCCACAUUAGAAGGGACUGAUAAGACUUAACCACAGUAAUACAGCCCAUCAAAAGAGAUUAUAUAUGCCUUGACUUAACUGGGGCGCUGCUUCAAGAAAUCCCCUCUAUUGCACAUUUUAUAUGGUAUGGUUUCCUGCCCGCUACAGGUCGAGAAGAGUGAGAUGCAAAGUUUGUGCAGUUCCUGGGGAAAAAAGCUUGCCUUUUACUUUUUUGAGAGACCACUGCUUCAAAAUUACAUAAUGCACUCAUCAAUAUGCACUAAUGGGUACUUUUGUCAUGUUACGUUGACAUCGAUGCUUGGAAUGCAGCUGGAGAGACCAGUUUUGUCUCAAAGCGAUACGACUUACCGGGGCAGGCCUCACUCACAGCCCAUCUGCUGUGAUCAAUGUACUUUUCACACUUUUGACCCAAAACUACGCUUCAAUUACAGCUGGAUGGACAAGAUGACAAGCAAAUCUACAUGACAUACAUUUUCCUCAUUUAUGAAUCAAAAAAAAAAAAAAAAAUCCUGAAUUCCUGGACUUUCACCAAAUGAGUGAGGAGACAAAGGAUAAAUGAGAAACAAAGCUGAACAAUAGAAGAAUGGUAAUGAUAGGUUUGCUCUGUUUUUCUUUUGAGUUUUCUCUUUUUUUUUUUUUUUUUUUUUUUUUUUAAAUUCUGCCAGCUAGACUGCGAAACUGGGAUGGGCAACACCUCCCUCCCUCUUCCCUCCCUUCCUGUCUUAAGUGCGGAGAAAUCGAAUAAAUGUACAGCAAAAAUCAUAGUUUACUGUAUGUUUGGCUUUUCUGUGUAUAUUCAUUUCUCUCUCAACUUGAUAAAAGCAUGAUGGUGCCUUCUCUUUCACCUUUUCCAGUCUUACAAAAGCGAAAAGUGGUUUGGGGCUGCUACAAAGCUGCUCUUUUUAUUUUAUUUUAUUUUUUGAACUGGUAUCUGCUGACAGCAGAUUAAAAAAAAAUACUUGCAGUAUUCAUAAGAGUUAUGUUUUUCAGGUGCAUAUUUCAUUUUCCAUACUGUUUUACAACUACAGAUCUGCUGUGAGUUUUGUACAUUUGUUGUAAUUGUGUCCUGUUGUGGGUUUUGUAGAGACAAUAGGUGCCUCGAGUUCUGUUUGUUAAACAGUGAAGAGGUGCAGCCCUGCAUCUGAAGAACUUCUCCCUCCAAAAAAAAAAAAAAAAAAAAAGGUACAUUGUAGAUGGUGGCAGUGAAUUCUUGGUCUUUGGUUUAACAGGUCAUCACUCCGUACGACUAUGAUUUCAUUGAACUGAAGCUUCAGAAAUGUCUCAGAAUAAAAUUCAGACACUGAUCAACUCAUGGCAGCGCUCGGGUUAACCCCUGGACUCACAAGUUGUCAGACUGUUCUUUUUUUCUCAGCAACAAUUUUGUAACGAUCUGUACGAGUGGGCUGUCGGUCCCUCCAACCUACAGGCAAGCAAAUAACUGCACUCACUUUUCUAGCGUUAAAACAUUUGUAUUUUCAUAUGCUGAUUAUUCACUGUGCAUAUUUUUAUUCAGUUAUCUGAAUGCCAUACUUGUCAGCUGCUCCUUGUCCAUGAGCAUCUUUUUUUGUUGUUACCACUCGGUGAGGGAGGGAAGACCUUUGGUUUCAGCUGGAAAGGAAAACACGUGGUUUUAUUUUUAAUUUUGUUAUCUUGCACUGAAAUGGGAAGUAAAAUGAUGAUGUAGCAUUUUUCUUGACAAAUAUACUAACGAGGUCUUCCUUGUCUGGUGGUAUUGCACUAUUUCCAACAUUUCUGGGACAAUCGUGGCAGUCUGAACACACAGCCUAUCCAAAUUUUCAUUUGGCUAUUAAAAAGCAAACGCUCCUCUUGAUUAGAGUGUGAAAUGUUUUGCUCUCACGCGUGGUUCAAGCAGAUGCAGUAUACAGGCAUGGCAUAUUUGAGGUCGAUUUUUACAGUAAUGUUUGGUAAUUCUUUCUCGUGGUUGUAAAAUAUCUUCAGAUGUGAGAACAGUUUUUAAACUUAAUUUGUUGCCAUCAGCUUUUGACCUAAUAUUGCAGAGAAAUGACAGCUCUUUGGUCCUUGAGUGCCUCAACCCCCACCAAAUGUUUAUUUGUCAGGUAAUUGCUUAACGUGGGCACUUGAUUGCAAUCGUACUUUUUACAGAAAUGGUCACUGAAGAGAGCGGUGUAGAAGAGCCAUCAUGCUUUCAAACCAAUCUUGUGCUUUCACAUGUCAGUGGUGGUAAAAUGUUUGAGCAUAGAAAUUUAGAUUUGGAUAAUUCUUUUCUCACUGAAAUUUUCGAGGACUCAUCCCUUUCCAAACUCUAAAGGAUCCUUGAAAGAAAAACAAAAAAACAAAACAAGCUGUUAAUUUAUUUCUCUGUGGUUUAGAAGUGCAGUUAAUGGAUCCUCAUUGUAAAUCAUUCCAGUCUUUUUUUUUUAAUGGAAAUAGAAGUAUCUUCUUGGCUUUAGCAGGUGUGGUAAACAGUUGGCUGCCACCUUCAUUUUACUGUGUUUACCCUUGUUCCUUGUACAAAACUGUUGCAGUUGGAGGCUUUUUUUUUUCAAGUUUAGACUUUUAUUUCUUCCUUCCUUUCCAUUUUGAAUGUGUUGGACUUAACAUACAAUAAACUACUGAUAACAUCA